AUGUCAAACAAAUACAAUGUCCUGGUGGAUAUGGAAGAGGCUGCCUAUUCACAGCCUGCUACUAUUGAAAGCGAUGGACUUGAGUUUCAAGACUUCUCCAGUAAUCAAAACAUGAACAAGUCUUCCUACAAUACACCUUUACCAGGAGCUACAACAGCUACAACAGCAACAGCAAAUAACGCGGGUUUCUUUGAUACACCUACCAGUCAAUCUAAUGUUGGCAAGCCUAUUUGGUCUGUUGAAUAUUAUGCACAGUUCUUCGAUGUCAAUACUUCGCAAGUGAUAGAGAGAUGCCUCAAGUCCAUGUAUCCAGUAGGCGAUUUUGCACAUGAUACACUCAACAACAACCCUGAUCUUUACGGUCCAUUUUGGAUUGCUACUUCAGUCGUUUUCUCUGUCUUUGUCUGUUCAUCACUUGCAGGUUCUUUGGCUGCUUAUAUGUCAGGCAAACCUUAUGUCUAUGACUUUACCUUGUUGAGCUUUGCUGUUGUUGUUGUCUAUAUAUAUGCAUUCUUGUGUCCUACUUUAGUUUGGGCAUCCACAAAGUAUUUUGGAUGUCAACCUAGUUUAUUAGAAAUCAUCAAUUAUUAUGGUUAUGGUUUGACUAUCUGGAUUCCAGUCUCUUUGUUGUGUAUCAUACCUUUUGAUUAUGCAAGAUGGGGUUUUGUAGGUGUUGCAUUUAUAGUUACUACUGUCUUUUUAGUGAAGAAUCUCUAUAUCGUCAUCUCAAGGGCAGAAGCAAAGACGUCUCGUAUUAUUUUACUAGCUAUUCUAUUAGCCCAUAUGAUCUUUACUCUCGUACUCAAAAUGGCUUUUUAUCGUUAUGAUAUUACGCUUCUUCCUGCAGAUCCUCCUGUGUUCAAGUCAAGGAGACAACAGAAACUAUGGGAAAAAGAAAAGAAACAGAUUGAAGCAAGAAAAAUCAAAAGUUAUGUAAACCAAGCACCAUUUCGUUAUGUAGAAAGAAACUUCAAAUCAAGAGUAACACCACCUGAUUUCACGCAUGUCAUUGAUUUUGAACAUCUCGAUAGAAACACACAAGAAAACAAUGAGACUAUUGUCAAGGUACAACUGACAGAUGAUCUCAAGAACCUGUCUCAUCUGUUUGGUGAUCGAGAGGAUACACCUGCUUGUCGAGACGCUUAUAUUCUCAAACAUAUACCUGGACUUAUUAUUAUUCCUCAUGCAUUUACACCAAAAGCACAACGGCAUCUAAUCAAACAAUGCUUGUCUGUUUAUCCUCAGCCUCCUAAUACAUCUAAUUUGGAUACACAUUAUAUCAUACCAAAGACUGGUAUUUGGCCCUUAUAUGAAGCACAAGAACAGGGUCUAUUAAAAGCACCUGAUUUUUAUGUUCCUAAAAAGACGCAAGUGGGUGAUUCAGCUGGUUAUUCAGACUCAGAUUCAGAAGAAGACCAAGCAAUGCCUACUGCUUGUUCAGAUCAAUUUAAGCCUGUGAUAGAUCAAGAAAAACCUGAUCCUCCACCAGCUCCAGGUGUACCCUUAUUACCACCCAAUGAACUCGUACGCAAGUUGCGUUGGGUGACAUUAGGCUAUCAGUACCAUUGGCCUACAAAAACAUAUCAUCUUGAUCGUCAAUAUCCUUUCCCCAAUGACGUGUCUGAACUAACAAAGGCUGUUGUUACUGCUAUUGAGAACAUUGGUUAUCAAAGCGAGAAUGAGCACACCUCAUGGCUUAACCAAUACAAGGGAGAAGAUUUUAAAGCUGAAGCUGGUGUUGUGAAUUAUUACCAAUAUAGAGAUACCUUAAUGGGACAUGUAGAUCGAAGCGAAUUAAACAUGGAAGCACCUUUAGUCUCCUUAAGGUGGGUUAACAAGAGACACUGUACCAACACCUUUGUUGCUUCGAAGUGGUGA
Messenger RNA from Gilbertella persicaria, 1878 nucleotides. RefSeq lists its product as uncharacterized. The coding region runs from base 1 to 1878 and encodes 625 amino acids. Gene Ontology annotation, cellular component: Golgi apparatus; membrane. The record is from RefSeq and is a predicted model, not a curated record. The transcript has 7 exons. NCBI's taxonomy places the organism in Eukaryota, Fungi, Mucoromycota, Mucoromycetes, Mucorales, Choanephoraceae. Gene Ontology annotation, molecular function: small GTPase binding. Gene Ontology annotation, biological process: vesicle-mediated transport.